UGCUGGCAGUAGAAAUUGCCCAACGGCUUCAGCAGCUUUCGAUAUAUGCACGAGGCACAAAUGCUUGCAGGGUGCGAUCGAUACGUGCGUUCGCGUCCAGCUCUGCGGCGCUCAGCUGCUGAGCGCAGCUGCUGCCGGUGCUGCCGGCGUUUGCUAGUGUCUUACAGGACGCUAGCUCGGCAUUUUUGCAGGCUCCCCCACCAGAGGGCCAGCGAUAGUGCAAUUAGUGUUUUGUAUACGGCACGAUACGUGUGGUGUGCGGCACAACGCGAGGGCGCUGCACGAGCGUUGCCAGGGUAGCUGCCAGAGUGCAGCUCUCACAAGCACACACUCUACCGCUGAGCGCAGAGCAAAACGAGCUGGUCAAGUGGCCAAGCGUCUGAGUGGCCUCAAGGCUAGUUGGCUCGAAAACGGCCCGGCAAAAAGCGUACGGGGGCUCGGCGCGGGAGCAAUCUCUCCCUCUCCAUCUCCCGGCUGCCGAAUCAAUAAAAAACGCUGCCCCAGCAACAACAAUGGACCAGCAGCAGCCAAACACGGACCCGGCGCAGCACGCCGCGGCCGAGAUCAUGCGCCGCUUACGGGCUAAGGAGCGCGAGCUCCGGGAGACGCAGGCCACGCUGGAACGGGAGCGCGAGGCGCACGGCCGCAGCGCGAGCGCCGUGGCGCAUCACCGCGAGGCGUCGGUCGUGAAGCUGUCCAUCGGCGGCACCCACUUCACGACGUCGAAGUCGACGCUGGUCCCCGCCUCUGGCUUCUUCUCAGUCCUGCUCAGCGGCCGCUUCCCGCCGGUGCUCGACGACUCGGGCGCCGUCUUCGUGGACCGCGAUGCGCAGCAUUUCCCCCAAGUCCUCGCCUUCCUCCGCGACGGCGCGAUGCCGCGGUGGGGCAGCGACGAGGAGCGGGAGGCGCUCGAGCGCGAGGCGGAUUUCUACCAGAUCGAGGCGCUCAUGCGCGUCGUGGGACCCGCGCAGAAUAUGGUUGCAGCCGCCGGUCCCACGAACGAGCGCAUGCGCGACGAGGAGAACGAGCUCCGGGCGCUUUUCGUGAGCGCGCGCGACGACCCUCGGAUCUCGCACCCGCACACGCACCUCAUAGACGUCUUCUCCUCACUCACGACCUUCGUCGGCGGCGGCGUCGAGCUGGACGAACUACGUGACGUGCCGACGCUCGCGCGCUUCCACACGCACCGCCCACCGGUGGCCGGCGCGCCGUCGGUCGUCCCGAGCGUCGACGUCUUUCGCCGGCAAUUCCAAAGCUUUGCGGGGGGGCUGCUCGACGGGUUUGACUGGGAGAACCUCGUCGCCGCCGGAUCCUCUGCGUUAAUACCGGCGCUGCCGCUGCCGCGCCGGCCUGAGACGUGGCGCACCGCCGCGCUGACUGAUGCGGACUACGAGCGGCUUUGCUAUUUGCAUCUGGCCCCCUUUGGUCUCGACGACCGAGCGGACCUCGACUUUGUCACCGACGACCCGCGCUUCUUCGAGGCCCUACAGACGCAAUGGGACAACGACGAAACCGUGCCCGAAGAUGAGCAGGGCGGCGACGCUCCCCACAAGGACGUCGUCGACGUCGUCCGGGACAUGCCUGUGUCGACUUCUGACGUUGAUUUGUUCAUCCACGGCGUGGAAGACGAGUCGCAGGCGCUCGCGAUCAUCCGCCGCGUCCACGAGCACCUGGUGCGUAAGUGUCCGGACGACGGCUACGUCACGGCGUGGCGCGGCCGCCACGCCGUCACAUUUCACGUCGGCUCGAUGAAAGUGUCGCGGACAAACCCCGAUCACAUUCAUGGAGACCCCCGCUCCAGACGGAGGCACUGCGAGAGCCACUGGUGCCCGCGGCGGAUACAGGUGGUGUUUCGCCUCUACAAGAGCAUCGCGGAGGUAUUGAUGGGCUUUGAUCUGGACGCGUCCUGCUUCGGCUACGACGGGUUGCGGCUCUGGUGCCUUCCGCGGGCGCGCCGCGCCGUGAACGGCCGAAUCAACGUCGUCGAUCCGUCGCGUCAAAGCGUGACUUACGAGACGCGACUCCUGAAAUACGCGGAGCGCGGGUUCGCAAUCGCGGUCCCCGGCCUCGAGCCGCAGCGCCUCGACGCGUCCGCCACGCUGCGGCCCUGGCACGAAGUGAAUGGCCUCGCGCGGCUCCUCUGCGUCAUCAAGCACCGCCAGGAGCGCGUCAACCACAUCAAGGCCGGGCGAGAAAUGAACAGUGGUGGCCGAUGGGAGAUGCCGCGCGACGGUCAGGCGCUGUGCGAACAUAAGGGAGGCAAAGCGGGCAUGGGCGAACGCGUCAUGAACUGGUUCGGCGCCGCGGCUGCGCGCGGCAUGGAUCCUGACAAGCCGGACGGUAAUGCUAUAGUGUGCGUGGCCCCCGACGCGCAGAGUCGCACGAUGACCGGCUGGCGCGUCCCCUCGAGUCUCUGCCGCUUGCUACAAGCCCUGAACCUCUUAGACAAACUACGCCCGGAGCCGGACGCCCCUGCUCCCUUUGAGGCUUCUGACUACGAGGACAUCGUCGUGGACGGAAGAACCACCAGGGAAGUCCUCCGCGCGAUCUCGCGCAAUUCUUUCUGGCACAACGACGCUUAUACCCCACCUUUCGACGCCACGCGCUGUCGGCGCGCGCCCAUCGUGGUCGCGUCGACGCGCGGCGAUGCUACUCCUCACAGAAUUGCGUUGGACUUCAACCUGCUCGUCGACACGCCUCCGAAUCCGCUAAUCAUUGGCCUGCCGGGACUGGGACGUCGGACCUCCGAUGAACCCGACCUCACAGCAAGCUACACCUACGUGAGCUCCCUGGGGCGCCGCGUCGAGUGGAUAACGGUGGACCCCGGCAGACAGUACAUCGGCUCCUUCCGGCCGCUUGACAACGACUGGUUCAAGGACGCGUACCUCUCCAACGGCGCCGCCAAGUUCUCAGACGACCUCCUCGCGUCGUUCAGUACGCCCCGACCCGAGCUGCAGCAACCGCCUCGGCAGUAGGCUUCUACUAACGUGCAUCUAUGAA
Molecule: messenger RNA, 3000 nt
Organism: Pelagomonas calceolata
Lineage: Eukaryota; Pelagophyceae; Pelagomonadales; Pelagomonadaceae
Source: the annotation of a GenBank genome assembly